GUCUAUAGUCAAUGUUUGAGUGAUUUGUCUGCAAUAGUAAAUGUCAUUCAGUAUUUUUUGAGCUCAAUAAAAUCGAGAUGGCAGAAAACAGAGAGGAAAUUCUUGCAAAUUUUCAAGGAAUAACAGCUAUAGAAGAUGUUGCAGAAGCAAUAUAUCACUUAGAAGAAGCGAACUGGGACUUGCUUGCUGCCAUCAACCGAGUAAUGCCACAAGAUGGUAGUAACUCAGUUUCCAGAAGCAAUGACAACCAUGAUAUUGAUAUGAUAGAUGAUGAUAUAUCUGUGAUAACACCAAAAACACACCCACCAGAUAGAGAAGACGGUAAUCAAGCGUCAACCUCAUCACCUAGAAAUAGCGCCACUGAUCUACUAGAGUUCCAAGUACACUAUAAUAAUAAAAUGCAUGACAUCAAAAUGUCUCCAGUGGCGACAGUCAGCGAUUUAAAGAAACGGUUAGAGUCAGUGUGUGGAGUACCAAUAUGCCGGCAGCAGAUAUCUGGUCUGGGUGGCUCCAAGGCUACAUCAGGAGCUCUGCUAGGCCACCUGGCCCUUCCACGUAACGCUGUGCUACGACUGAAGGCCGCAGAUCAGCUGAUGGCCGAUGAUGAGGUUGCGGAAAGACUAACCAACACAUAUGUAUUGCACGUUAAACACGACGACAAAGAUUAUACACUAAAGUUUCCAGGAACAAAGACAGUACAAGAAGUCAAGAAUGACAUAUACUCGCUCACCGAUAUACCAGUACGACACCAGUCGUGGACUGGUUGGCCGACUGUAACCGGAUUAGACGAUACUGUACUGGCGAUGGUGGGACUCGAUCAACCUCAACAUGAACUAACAGUGAAACGGAUGCCACACGCCAAACAGAAGGAGUAUAAACGAAUAAUAGUGGAGAGUUCUGACAGUGAUAACAGCUCGGUGGAAGAAGUGGAAGAGGUUGGUGAUGGAUUCACCGGUGAAGAUGACAUGUUUGUUGACCUUGUGCAGUCGGAGAGACUUCAGCCACUGAUGUCUGAACAUGUGGAGGAUGAAGCGUUGGGUUGUAUAGAGUUUGCGCAACGUUUCAAAGCACGAUAUGGACCCAACACACCCAAUUUCUUCGAGGGUACUCUUCAAGACGCCAUCAAGGAAGCCUGUCUAAAACCUGCCAAAGAGAGAAAGCUACUUGGCUUGUAUCUACAUCACGAGCAAUCCGUACUAUCCAAUGUAUUCUGCGCUCAGCUGUUAGGAUGUGAAGCUGUACUCCAAACCCUUUCUACAAACUUCAUAGUCUACGGUUGGGAUCUUACACACCCUGACAACAACUUGAUGUUAUUAAGUUCUGUGUCAAACGCGCUUGGUACUGUGGCAGCCAUGACCAUACGCAGUAUUCCGGUAGACAGAUUACCUGCACUCGUCAUCAUAAUGAGAGUCCGUUCUAACACGGAGAUAUACUCUGUUAUAAAUGGUAACGUUGGUGUAUCGGAAUUAGUGGGUGGUCUAAUGGAAGCACUAGAGCGGUUUGCAUCACAGAGGGAUGAAGAUGCAAGAUUAGAGAGGGAGAGAGAUGCAAGACAAAAGGUCAAGCGCGAACAGGAUGAAGCAUACCAACGCAGUCUUGAAGCAGAUAGAGCUAAAGAAGAAAUAAAGAAAAAGCAAGAGUUAGAACGGAAUCAAGAAUUGGAAAGAGCGGAAUCAGAACGAUUGAUGGAAGAAGCGAAACAAGAGGCGUUACGCGAGGCGGCGGCGGCGCGCGUGCCCUUGGAGCCCGACGCGGCGGUGCCAGACGUGUGCCGCAUCCGCGUCAGACUGCCGCCCCCACACGACGCCGCGCUGGAGAGACGGUUCCACCAACAGGACAAACUAGCGGCAUUACUGGACUUCCUGGCUUCAAAAGGCUAUCCAAAAGAGAACUAUAAAGUUAUAUCUAGUUGGCCAAGAAGAGACUUAACCGCAGAAUCUCAUAGCAGCACAUUCAAAGCGCUGAACCUUUGUCCGCAAGAGACUGUCAUGCUUGAAGAACGGUGAAGACCCGCUUGUCCUGUCCCGCUCGCACGUCGCACGCCAGACAGGGACCGCGUUACCCCCCCACGCGCCAACGCUUCAUACAAAAGUAUGUAUAACUAGACUGUUUCGUUCUCAAUUACUGGAAAAGAGCUUUUACGCAAUAAAAAAAAAAUCUCAGUAGCAUUUUAUAAAAACUAAUUAAAAACGGUUUUACCUUAUUUUCCUUGAAAUGGUCAAGUUAUAUAUAUUUAAAGAAAUCCAUAAUACUAUUUGAUUAAUGAAAAAACCCUGAUAAUAAAAUGAAUUACUUAGUAUAUAGAAAUACUAGACCUAAAAAGUUUUUUUUAUACUUUGGCACUUCUUUUUUAAUUUUCGCUAUAUGUUUUAAAUUGUCAUAAUAAUUCUUAAUCCUUUAUUAAUUUAUUACAUAUUAUAUAAGUGAUUUAAAAUAGUCAAUGUGAGAAAAUUAUUCUUAAUAUUUGAAAUUAUCUGAAACAUGUAAGUAGAUAAAACAGUUUAGCCAAAGAUAAAACAAUGUAGAUAUAGCUUUUUGAUAUAAAAAAGAAGUUCUAUUUUUGGUUAAACUGUGAAAUAUUUCUUGUAGAUUUAUGGCAACACAAGUAUUAAAAUUGUGUAUAUUAAGCAUAUUUUCAAUAACUUCAACACAACUAGAUUAAAAAAGUAAGAAUUGUAAUACAUUUAAAGUUUUUUCUAUUUGAAUUAAUUUUCUCACAAAUAAUAUAUAAAGGCUAGGCUGGUUUACACUUAUAUAUCUUUAUAUUUAUCAAUGUGCAAUCUACAGUGGAUCAGGUUAUACAAAAAGUUUUCUCAAAUUGAUUUUCAAUCUUAAGUCUCGUCAAUAGUGUUCAAAUGGUUGUGGGAAUUUGACAUCUUGUUCUAAUCUAAUUUGUCAUGUGCUUAUACAAUCUUAGUACAUUUUUAAAAUAUCAAGUAAAUUCAAAUGUCAGUCAUUGCCAUCAUUUUGUGUGCCUAUUAUUUGUUCAAAUCUGUUCUGCGAUGCGAGCAGGGCGGGUCAUAGUGGCGUUAUGUUCUAUCACAAGGGAAUAGGGAUCAGUUUAUGAUAAUUCCAUGAAACUUACAGCUUUUAACGUAGUGGCAUUAUUGUAUACUAUUAUGUGUCGUUUUGAUUGUAUAAAACAAGUUAUUGUGAAAUACUAAAAGACUUAUAUGUAUAAGAAGUACUAG
Molecule: messenger RNA, 3191 nt
Organism: Diatraea saccharalis (sugarcane borer)
Lineage: Eukaryota; Metazoa; Arthropoda; Insecta; Lepidoptera; Crambidae
Source: the annotation of a GenBank genome assembly